AAAGGCGUCUUAAGAACUGUGGGUUGGAGAGCAGUUCCGGCUACCGCGGCCUCUUCGGACCUAGACUCGCUGGUGGCGUUCAUUGGUGCCUUGGGGCAGGGGAGGGGGAGAUCGGCCGCCGCCGACAGCCACGGACCCUCCGGAGUUGGUAUGUGACAAGCAGAUCUAGCAGUGCCAUGUAUUGGAAGAGCGAUCAGAUGUUUGUGUGUAAACUAGAAGAAAAGGACGUGCCGGAGCUGGCAGUUUCCCCUGAGAAGUGCCGCGGGCUCAUGUCGGAGGAGUGUGGGAGGACUGCAACCCUGGCGGCCGGGAGGACUCGGAAAGGCGCCGGGGAGGAAGGACUGGUGAGCCCCGAGGGAGCAGGCGACGAGGAUUCGUGCUCCUCGUCGGCCCCUCUGUCCCCGUCGUCCUCGCCCCAGUCCAUGGCCUCGGGCUCCGGCUGUCCCCCUGGCAAGUGUGUAUGCAACAGCUGUGGCCUGGAGAUCGUGGACAAAUACCUUCUCAAGGUAAAUGAUUUGUGCUGGCAUGUGCGCUGUCUCUCCUGCAGUGUCUGCAGAACCUCCUUGGGAAGACACACCAGCUGUUACAUCAAAGAUAAAGACAUUUUCUGCAAACUUGAUUACUUCAGAAGGUAUGGAACUCGCUGCUCUCGAUGUGGGAGGCACAUCCAUUCUACUGACUGGGUCCGGAGGGCCAAGGGGAAUGUCUAUCACUUGGCGUGCUUUGCCUGCUUUUCUUGCAAAAGGCAACUGUCCACGGGAGAGGAGUUUGCAUUGGUGGAAGAGAAAGUUCUCUGCCGUGUACAUUAUGACUGCAUGUUGGAUAAUUUAAAACGAGAAGUUGAAAAUGGUAAUGGAAUUAGUGUGGAAGGUGCCCUUCUCACAGAACAAGAUGUUAAUCACCCCAAACCAGCAAAAAGAGCUCGGACCAGCUUCACAGCAGAUCAGCUCCAGGUUAUGCAAGCACAGUUUGCUCAGGACAACAACCCAGAUGCACAGACCCUCCAGAAACUGGCAGAAAGGACAGGCUUGAGCAGACGUGUGAUACAGGUGUGGUUUCAGAAUUGUAGAGCUCGCCACAAGAAACAUGUCAGUCCUAACCACUCCUCCUCUGCCCCCGUCACAGCAGUGCCCCCUUCUAGGCUGUCUCCACCCAUGCUGGAAGAAAUGGCCUACUCUGCCUAUGUGCCCCAAGAUGGAACGAUGCUCACGGCCCUGCAUAGCUAUAUGGAUGCUCAUUCACCAACAACUCUUGGACUCCAGCCCUUGUUACCCCAUUCAAUGACACAACUGCCAAUAAGUCAUACUUAAAUUCCUUUUUUUUUUCAGGGAGAGAAAUGAUUGAGGAUAUAAACGUGUCAUUUAUUAUGUAUAAAAUAGCAUUGAAAAUAUAUUAAUGUUAAUUUUUUAUUUAAAACCCAAAGCAUUUCGAACAUCACUUUGCUGCCCAGGUAUGUAUCGAUAGUUGGCCUGCAAGACACUUUUAUUGACUCUUCAUUUUUGCUUUUGUAAAACUUAUGUUUACAAGAAGGAAACAAAUCAAAAAACUUUUUUGUAUUGUCUGGAAAUAGUUCACGCUAGUGUGUAUCUGUUAAUUUAUUUGUCAUCAAAAGAGCACUUUGCCUAAAAGAAAGGACUGACAAGUGUGCAAAAUGUUUACAAUCUUUUGUGAAAUUGUAGUUUAUCAUUAGUUGGUAUCUGUAAGUUAUUGUUAUAAAUAUUAUCUGUAUUUUUUGUUAUAUACAACCUUAUACUUUGAAGCUUGUAUCUGUGAAUUUGCGACUGAAAUUUAUUUUGCCAAUGUUUUCUGAAUGAAUUGGACAUUGCUUCUGUUGUAGCAUGCCAUGCAAACACAGUACCGUGUUAUGGUUGAGGAGUUAUUGAUGUAAAUAACACUAUAGUUUAAUAAGCCCACCAUUCUAAGUUUAUUAAACAUUUUCCAUUCUUGUGAAA
Perognathus longimembris pacificus (Pacific pocket mouse) is the source of this 1952-nucleotide messenger RNA. RefSeq names its product LIM homeobox 8 (gene Lhx8). The transcript has 9 exons. The coding region runs from base 177 to 1310 and encodes 377 amino acids. NCBI's taxonomy places the organism in Eukaryota, Metazoa, Chordata, Mammalia, Rodentia, Heteromyidae. Gene Ontology annotation, biological process: forebrain neuron development; regulation of transcription by RNA polymerase II; neuron differentiation. Gene Ontology annotation, cellular component: nucleus. The record is from RefSeq and is a predicted model, not a curated record. Gene Ontology annotation, molecular function: RNA polymerase II transcription regulatory region sequence-specific DNA binding; DNA-binding transcription factor activity, RNA polymerase II-specific.